GGAGUUCAACCCCCUGACAGACAGUCUGCUCCCGCAGGGCUGCCCAGGAGGGCUCCAUUCGGUCUCCUCCGCCCCUGGGCGGGCUCCCCUCCUGUGAAGACGGCCGAGGCCUUGGUUUGGCUCCGCCCCCCCCCCGCGGGCCCUUCAAGCGCUCCCUUGGGCUAGGUUGCCAGCCUCCAGGCGGGGAGGCCGGGAGGCUGCUGCUGCAUCUGACCCCGGAAGCGCCUCCGGGAGAGGGAGGGGAAGGACCCGGCCACGCCCACCUCAAGCAGCGGCCCCUCCCUCGGCAGCUCUCGCGAGACCAGGGCCUCCGCUCAUCCCGCAGGCGGGGCGGGGCGAAGAUGGCGUCGGAGGCAGCGGGGCCGCCCUUGGGGAGCACGGAGGAGAAGCCGCCCGUUGCCCGCGCCCUCUGGCUGGGGGGAGAGCCGGACGAGCGGCUGCCCUGUCCCCAGGAUCGCAACCACCGGAUCCCGAAGGCCGCCCUGGGAAAGCACGAGCUGUCCUGCCGCCUCAGGAGACAAGGCUACUCCAAAGCCGAAGAGGCUGCAAUGUAUGAGUCUUCUUUUUUCUAUGAAAAAGCGAAGAUCCCUGGUAUUCUAAUGGAUAAGAAUUUACAGUUCCACAUUAUUAAACAAGCCACUGCUACAGAUGGUGGAAGUUAUUGCCCAGGUGCUUAUUCUGCUCCGUUUGUUGAAGUUCCACAAAACCACAAGCGAUCCAUCUGUGAUCUGACCCAAGCUGAUCGCCUUGCAAUCUACAAUUACGUCCUUGUGGAAACCAGGAACCAGAGAUCAAGAUCUCAGUCGACAGAAAAUGACAGCGAUCUCUUUGUUGAUUUGGCAGCAAAAGUCAACCAAGAUGAUGGUCAGAAGGGUCCAAAAUCCCAUCUUGAAAUUCUCGCAGAGAUGCGGGAUUAUAAAAGGCGGCGGCAGUCCUAUAGAGCGAAAAAUGUUCACAUCACAAAGAAAUCCUACACAGAGGUGAUCCGGGAUGUGAUUGGGGUGCACAUGGAGGAACUGGCCACACAUUGGCAGGAAGAAAACAAAAACCUACAAGGUUGUGAAGAUGGAAGAUUGUCUUCCUCAGCAAAACUUUCGGGAAGAAAGGAAGAGUGCAGGUCUGCCUCAACUGACUCCAGACAGUCCUAUGGAAGCUCAAAGGAUCCAGGCAAACAGAAGAAAAAUCAGGAAAAAGAGAGAGAUGGAGAUUCCCGAAGGAAAAGAGAGAGGUCUAUGUCACUUCACUGGUUUUUGUGCCUUGAUGAAGUAUUACGGUGCUUAAUGCACCUGUGUUGAUUAAUUCUUGUUAAAAGGUUCAAAGCCAGAAAAUGGCUGGCUGGGAAAUAACAUGAUGUCCUCCAUAUAAGCAAAACUCAACCACUGGUUUAGUAUUAACCCAAAGGGACACAUUCUGGGGGUUUUGUACUGCUCCUAUGUAUUCUAGUUCUAAUAUUCUUUCUGUCCAGAAUUUUAGCUUUAAAACAAUUGUACCUAUAGUGACUCAGACUGAAAUGUUAAAAAUGGAAUUAAAUUUUGUUAUAAUACAAA
Heteronotia binoei (common prickly gecko) is the source of this 1547-nucleotide messenger RNA. RefSeq names its product small nuclear ribonucleoprotein U11/U12 subunit 48 (gene SNRNP48). The coding region runs from base 342 to 1295 and encodes 317 amino acids. Lineage: Eukaryota; Metazoa; Chordata; Lepidosauria; Squamata; Gekkonidae. The record is from RefSeq and is a predicted model, not a curated record. Gene Ontology annotation, cellular component: cytosol; nucleoplasm; U12-type spliceosomal complex. The transcript is spliced from 8 exons.